Peromyscus eremicus (cactus mouse) is the source of this 1016-nucleotide messenger RNA. It is a transcript of the gene Peds1, whose product is annotated as plasmanylethanolamine desaturase 1. Gene Ontology annotation, molecular function: plasmanylethanolamine desaturase activity. Lineage: Eukaryota; Metazoa; Chordata; Mammalia; Rodentia; Cricetidae. Gene Ontology annotation, biological process: ether lipid biosynthetic process. Gene Ontology annotation, cellular component: endoplasmic reticulum membrane. The record is from RefSeq and is a predicted model, not a curated record. Bases 144 to 872 code for a protein of 242 amino acids. The transcript is spliced from 6 exons.
UUACCUGUGCGGUGUUGCAGCCACUGAAGGUCUUGAGCAGUGCGCCGCUAUGGGUUUGGAUUUCCCAGCAAUGAGCUAAAAGCCGGCCUUUGAAAGGAGCCUAGUGGGCUUGGUGGAUCCUCCCUCCCACCUACUUGGCCAAGAUGGCAACUCUCAGAGGCGCUGGCUGCAACCUGCCACGCAAGCGCCUCCAGGAGUGGUGUUCUGUGAUCCUGUGUUUCAGCCUCAUCGCCCACAACUCAGUUCACCUCCUGCUGCUGGCCUGCUGGGAGCACACACCCCUCGUCAUCCUCGGUGUUGUUGCCGGGGCUCUCGUUGCUGACUUCCUGUCCGGCCUGGUACAUUGGGGUGCCGAUACAUGGGGCUCUGUGGAUCUGCCCAUUGUGGGGAAGGCCUUCAUCCGGCCAUUCCGGGAGCACCACAUCGACCCCACAGCCAUCACGAGGCAUGACUUCAUUGAGACCAAUGGUGACAACUGCCUAGUGACGCUCCUGCCGCUGCUGAACAUGGCCUACAAGUUCCAAACCCAGAGCCCAGAGACCCUGGAGCAGCUGUACCCCUGGGAAUGCUUCGUUUUCUGCCUGAUCAUCUUUGGCACCUUCACCAACCAGAUCCACAAAUGGUCACACACGUAUUUGGGGCUGCCCUACUGGGUCACCGUCCUGCAGGACUGGCACGUGAUUCUGCCACGGAAACACCAUCGCAUCCACCAUGUGGCGCCCCACGAGACAUACUUCUGUAUCACCACAGGCUGGCUCAACUACCCCCUGGAGGUGAUAGGCUUCUGGCGUCGCUUGGAGGACCUCAUCCAGGGCCUGACGGGUGAGAAGCCUCGGGCGGACGACAUGAAGUGGGCCCAGAAGGUCAAGUAGUGUGUCCAGCUGCCUGGUCGCCAGCCUUUCCCAGCCUGAACUGAAGCCAUCUGCCAAAUUCCAGCCUCUUUGCGCUGCCCCUCCAGUGAAGAAGAGUCCCCUGGGCUGGGCCCAGGCACCCCACAGAAUACUUGAGACACCGAG